Molecule: messenger RNA, 776 nt
Organism: Chaetomium fimeti
Lineage: Eukaryota; Fungi; Ascomycota; Sordariomycetes; Sordariales; Chaetomiaceae
Exons: 4
Coding region: 192-542 (116 amino acids)
Biological process (GO): protein insertion into ER membrane
Cellular component (GO): endoplasmic reticulum membrane
Molecular function (GO): protein folding chaperone
Source: RefSeq, a predicted model, not a curated record
UAAGGGAGGGAGUGUCUUGCGCCUGGAAGCUCUUCCGAGUCCCCGGAUUCUUUUUUUAUGGGGCAUUCAUCUGGGGUCUGCGGCGCUGCAUCGAACGAGAAUCACCACCGAAAACACGUCGCUGUUUCGCACGUUGUACGAAUAGCUAUCAACGAUCAAACACCACGACCGCGAAUUCGACCCUGUUCGCCAUGGAGUCAAACAAAGAGAAGGACAUGAGGCAGCCGGACUUGAUUAUUCCGUAUCAAGAGCCGGCUGCAAAGGGCGACAACGUCGAGUUUCAAUCGACUAUCUCCUCGACUCUCCCCAUGGCCGCAAUCUUCAUGCGCAACAAAUACGUCGGGUGGGCGUCCGUUGUCUUUAGCAUCCAGAGCUGGCUAGGCGAGAGCGAAGAGACCAAGAAGAGCAGCAGCACGCCGGGCUACUUCAAUGUUGGCAUGUCAGUGGUGUCUCUUCUUGUUACCUACCUCCCUCUUUUCCUCCCGCCUCCCGCCGCGAGAGCGGGAAGCCCGACAGGCGCCCCGGCGCCCCUGCCCGCCUAAUUCGGAACGACGACGUAAUGGUAAUACGAGAAGCUAAGGGAAAGAACGGCCAUUGGUGUAAGCUAAGGCUGUGUUUUUUUGAGACGAAUAGGGUGCUGGGCUUGCCUCCAGAGCAGCUAAGAUACGGCUGGUCGGUGGCGGUGCGAAUUGUACAAAUAUACCCAAUAUACGCUUAAUAUGAAGCCUUCAACGUCUGGCUUCUCCGUUUCUGCGCGUCAUUACGAAAGGUUCACG